GGUAUGCUCCGGAUUGUUCCUCAGGGACGCCCCACCCAUCGUAGGCGUUGCCCAAAACAUAUAAACGGGGAGUGUGCGAGUCCGUUGCCACUAACGGCGGUAUCUGCCUGUCAGCAGUAUCCUAAAGCGGAGCCUCCAGGUUGUCAGUCUCCCGGGAGACAGCAGAAUGAAGUUGGCGAGAGUUGGCCUGCUCCUGCUCCUCCUGUUCAUCACGCAGUGUCUCCUGGCCGAUGCCCGCGACGAGCAGAAGGGCAAAAGGAGGAAAGGCAAAGGGCGCAGCCGAGGGGAAUCGCAGGGCGGAGAGAGACCCGGGAAGGCAGAGGCACCUCAAGGCGAUAAGCAAAAGCAGUCGAAGGGGAAGAGCUCUGCCCCGAAACAAGGUACAUUCGUGGGCAAAAGCAAGGAAGAAUGCGAGUGGACAUUGAGGGGAGAUGAGAGCGGUGACAGGAACCUGCGCCUGGAAUGCAAAGCAGGACAUAACGCUUACUGGUGUGAGUUCACGGGGAACCCAGCGGCCUGCCAGAAGUACGCGGGGAAUGCAAAAACCUACUGGAAGCAAGUCAUCCGAGCACUGAAGAAGGCGGCGGACUGCAGCGACCCGUCGACGGUGCUGAAAGCAAGCUUGUGCAAGAGCACAAAGACAGCUCAGAUGAAAAUGACCCGCUCCAGCCUGCUGCCCGCUGCCGCUGCGGCGGAGGAGGACUCGAAGUUAUCGGCCCCACACGCCACCGAUGACCCCGAGAGCCCCGACAUUAACCAAAUAGCCGCCGAGCAUUGUAGUGAAAGUUGGGGAUCUCUCUGCAAGUUCAUGCUGUCAGCGUUCCAAGGCUAAGACAAAAGGGACUGCAAUAAUUCUGUGUCUGCGCUGUUGUGUAUUUUUACUUACUCUGGGACUACUGUUUGUAUAGCUGAGAAACUGUAUUAAAGUUCCACGAUUUAUAAAUAAGCCACUAAGACGCAAAAGUGUUUCUAAUUUAUUAACAGGUGUUCGGAGCACAGUAUCUAGCGCUAAACUCACACGUCCCCGGUCUAUGGCAGAGCGCGGUGCCGUGGGACCGUCUCGCCACUCAAAUCACAAGCCUCCCUUGCUAUUCGCUGUCAAACCAACACAUAACAUAUUCAGGUUUGAAAUGGUUUUAAGUCGCUCUGCCAGACAGCCACGGGGACUACACGCUGCCAAUUUCAACCGUCUUUUUAUUUCCUGUCCUGCUUUGUCCAUUGUCAAUGGAGGAAUAUGGGGUAUUUCUACUAACACCACGGCAUCUGGUUCGCUACCGAUUUGAACGACCUGCCCACUGUCGUUUAGAUUAACGAACGCGCAUUGUGAAUAAAUGUUUAUAUAUAAUACUAAAACUGAUAAUAAAACAAAAUUGAAACACUA
Molecule: messenger RNA, 1381 nt
Organism: Pristis pectinata (smalltooth sawfish)
Lineage: Eukaryota; Metazoa; Chordata; Chondrichthyes; Rhinopristiformes; Pristidae
Product: fibroblast growth factor-binding protein 1-like
Exons: 2
Coding region: 167-832 (221 amino acids)
Biological process (GO): cell-cell signaling
Molecular function (GO): growth factor binding
Source: RefSeq, a predicted model, not a curated record